UACGACUCGCACUGUCUGAGGAGAGCUGCAGAGUUUGAGGAGAGCCAUGAUGUCAGAUUCCAGAGUGUCGUCUGUCAUCCAGGAGUGGGUGAGUUCGUAUCCAGGUCAGCCUCACAGCCAGACCCUGAAUCCCGUCGCCUCCAACCAGGCUGCACAGUCCAGUCAGAUGUCUCAGAUGGACAUGAUCUCGUACGGCCAGUCUCAUGCGGGGAUCAUCAGGGGGGUCGCUGACGAGAGAGUGGCCGAGCAGAUGAUGGGACUGCCCUACCUGUCCUACAACGCGUCCUGCCUCAGCAGCAAUCCCAACUCAGGGAGUUCAAACCACCACCAGGGCCACGCCGGCGCUCAGCAGGACUUCUCGCCCUUCCUGCUGCCCAGGGCCCCGGUGACCAAGAGAAGCAUCAGCAAGGACAGCGCAGAGUACCGCCUGCGGCGCGAGAGGAACAACGUCGCAGUGAGGAAGAGCCGGGACAAGGCCCGCAGGAGGAUCCUGCUGACCCAGCAGAGGGCCCUGCAGCUGCAGGACGAGAACCAGAAGCUGCAGAUGAAGAUAGGACAGCUCACCCAGGAGCUGGACACUCUGAAACACAUCCUGUCACAGCGGCACCUGCAGGGAGGCGAAGACGGAGCGCCGCAGGAGUCCGGUAUCUGACCUUUUUGCCCCCUGUCCCCAGCAGCAGGCCUCGCGGACGUCAGAGCUACCUGUCAGGAUUAGAUGUGAAUGUCCAAAAGACUGAGGGGAGGAAAAAAAAAAGUCUGUUUUACACUAACAUUUGUGAUUUUGGGAAGUGGAAAGAUUGACUUUAGCAAAGGUUUAAAAUUCGUGUUUGUUGAAGUUGCAUAACAGCAGAAAAAAAAAGA
Messenger RNA from Xiphophorus maculatus (southern platyfish), 861 nucleotides. RefSeq names its product CCAAT/enhancer-binding protein beta-like (gene cebp1). NCBI's taxonomy places the organism in Eukaryota, Metazoa, Chordata, Actinopteri, Cyprinodontiformes, Poeciliidae. The record is from RefSeq and is a predicted model, not a curated record. The transcript has 3 exons. Gene Ontology annotation, molecular function: RNA polymerase II cis-regulatory region sequence-specific DNA binding; DNA-binding transcription factor activity, RNA polymerase II-specific. The coding region runs from base 47 to 652 and encodes 201 amino acids. Gene Ontology annotation, biological process: regulation of transcription by RNA polymerase II; myeloid cell differentiation; DNA-templated transcription.